AUGGGGGCUGGACAGUCUUUGCACCACUUGCGGGGUCGCGAAGCACCUGUUGCUGGACUUUCCCGAAUUAGAGGCACUCAAGCGGACGCAAGGACAUCGCAUAGCCAAACAACAGUUCUCAGUGAUGCCGCUCAGCAGCCACAACAAAACAUCGUCCGGUAUACGAGCCGCCUGAUGCGUGAUGCCAUUGGGGAUGUAUACUCUUUUGACUUCUGCGUUCUGCGGAGAGAGGAUGCGGGUAAAGUGUGCAGAGUGACCUGUAGGCGCAGUGGACGCAAGGCAGAAGCCCUCGUGGUACGAAAGCAUCUCGAAGACCCCCUGCAGUUGGAGACAUUGAAGAAGGAGAUAGAGGUUUGGCUCUGUUUGGACCACCCGUAUAUUGCUAGGCACGUCAAACCGCGUGCUGCUAUUUAUAGUUCCAUUGCCUCUAACAGGCACUGUGCCCUCCCCAGCGAGGAAUAUCGGAACAGUGCCCUACUCAAAACAGAGUUGCUCGAAGUGUUCGAGGACGAUAGAGCCGUUUACUUGGUUUCUGAGUACUGCCCAGGAGGCUCACUGUAUGAUUGCCUGGCAGCCUUGCAGAAGUGCCCAGAGGAAGUGGCAAGGACUUGGACCCUACAAAUGGUACGAGCCGUUGGAUUCCUUCAGGGAUGCGGAGUCGUCCAUCGCAACCUCAGACUUGAGAGCUGGCAGCUGACAAGCGAAGGCUGCUUCCCUCCUCUAAAGCUCUACGGCCUGAGCCAUUCCACUCGCUGGCACAAAAAGGAAGGCCGUCUCAAUGCUGCUUGCGGCCUACUGGAGUACACAAGCCCAGAUGUUCUUCUUGGGCGUUACACGGAUGCCUGCGACAUGUGGUCUUUAGGCGUUAUUGUAUAUCAGCUACUGUGCGGCCGCCCUCCUUUUGUGGGUUCACAGCAGGAAAAGAUUCGUCAGAUCCUCUCCGGAGAUGUCAGUUUGCAGCAUCUAGAGAAGGCAGGCGUAUCCGAAGAAGCCAAGUCCUUCGUCGCGCAGCUAUUAACAAUCAGUCCGCAUAACCGUCUCACCCCACAACAAGCACUGGAGCACCCCUGGCUUUUCGGACAGAUGCUCAAGCAUCAGCCACUUCCUCCUGCGUGCAUAAUGGGACUCUGCUGGUUCGCGAACAGCACGACACUACGACGCGCGGCGGUCCUCAUGUGCGCGUACUGCCUGAAUUCUGACCAGUGCGAAUUGGUGGGCUCCGUUUUCGCUGGCGCUUCGCACUCCAGUUUUGGACGACUUACGGCGGAGGACCUCAAGAGAACAUUGCAGAGGGAACAGCCGGACCCUCUUGGAAACGAAGAGGUCGAAGACAUUUUUGAUGCACUUGACGUCAACAAAGAUGGAGAGAUAAUUUUUACGGUGUUCGCUGCUGCAAUGAUCGGCACUUUGGUUGAAGCAGAGGAUUCAGUAUUGCAGAAGGCGUUUACCAAGCUGGACGUCGAUGGCGACGGAAAACUCUCCCUCGAUGACUGUCGCUGGGCAUUCGGGGCAACCCUGUUUGGACAGAGCCUCUCUGCCGCUCUGGAACAGGAGGAAAAUGAAGAUGGGCCUUUGGAUUUUGACCAUUUCUCGGCACUAGUUCGCGAAAAGGGGAAACCAAUGCAUCGGCGGGUGUAUAAGACCCGCGUCACUAUCGACCGGCCUCAGAGUGAACCUCACUCCAGUGAAGCGGACUCGAACACUCCAAAGAGCCCAGCUGCUCUAGCUGGAUUAGAUGGCACAAGAGUACAAAGGGAGAGGAAUAUAUCUCGACAGGACUCAGUAGAGAGUCGGGAAGAGCAACGGCUGCAAGGAGCGGGUGGUGGCUGCGCGACUGCAGUAGAUGCUAGUGGUGUUGCUCCACCAGCACCAUUGUGUUCUCCGCCGAAACAGAAUUCUUCCUCAGCACGACCGAAUUGA
Eimeria mitis is the source of this 1920-nucleotide messenger RNA. RefSeq names its product CAM kinase, CDPK family, putative. Gene Ontology annotation, cellular component: cytoplasm; nucleus. Gene Ontology annotation, biological process: peptidyl-serine phosphorylation; intracellular signal transduction; protein autophosphorylation. The transcript has 17 exons. The coding region runs from base 1 to 1920 and encodes 639 amino acids. Lineage: Eukaryota; Apicomplexa; Conoidasida; Eucoccidiorida; Eimeriidae. Gene Ontology annotation, molecular function: calcium-dependent protein serine/threonine kinase activity; ATP binding; calmodulin binding. The record is from RefSeq and is a predicted model, not a curated record.